Messenger RNA from Polyodon spathula (Mississippi paddlefish), 1340 nucleotides. It is a transcript of the gene ccdc166, whose product is annotated as coiled-coil domain containing 166. The record is from RefSeq and is a predicted model, not a curated record. The coding region runs from base 189 to 1052 and encodes 287 amino acids. NCBI's taxonomy places the organism in Eukaryota, Metazoa, Chordata, Actinopteri, Acipenseriformes, Polyodontidae. The transcript is spliced from 8 exons.
GUUGAUGACGCCUGGUGAGAUAAUUUGUUGUUCAAGUGCCAUGGUAACCGAGGCGACUUUGUGGAGCAGUAGUUUGUAAACUGGAGAGCGAUAAUUCAAUAAAGAGAGAUUAUCCAGGUAUUGAUGUCUUGACCACCACAGCACCCCCAACGUCAGCCCCUGCCUCCAUGCCAUAGUUCACAGAAGCAAUGCCCAAGAAGAAGAAGUCUGGCACCACCUCAAAGAGUCCGGGGAAGGAAAAACGCUCGGAGUGUGUGGGGAGUGCGCAGGAUGCCAUUGACAGAGAGGCCCUGCUGCAGAGAAGGUACGAGCAGCUGACAGAUCGUCUGAACGAGCUGAAGAGGAAGGCGGAAAGGCUGCGUCAAGAAAAUGAGUUUCUGCAGCAGGAAUCGCACAAGACCCGCAUGGAGAGCCAAGAGUACAUGGCAUACAUGGCAAAGAGGACCCAGAAGCGUCAGAACGCCAUCAUCACACUGAGUGACCAAAACCACAAGCAGCUGGAGGACAUCCACAGGAAGAAAGAGGAGCUGCUAGCGGAGUUCAAUGACAGGCAAACCGAGCUGAAGAACCAGCUGCUGGAAAAAGAGGGCGAGCUGUCCAAGUUAAAUAAGGAUAUUGCGGCUCUCUGGGAGUGUAAGCACCUCCAACAGGAGCAGAUGAGCCACAUCAAGGAGCUGGAGAAGGAGGUGAUGGAGAUGAGAGCCAAGCACUCAGAGAGCCUGCAGAGCAUCAAGGCACAUUUCCUGCACGAGAAGGUGCACAACGAGAAGCAGUCCAGGCAGAGGGUACAGGCGCUGGCUGUGGAAGCCUCCCGGGAGGCGUCUCGCUGCCUAGUGGAACACACCCACAGUAUCGAGGUGGAGAAUCGGCUUCUGCGGCAGGAGCUGCUGCACCUGAUCCAUCAAACCCAGGUCCUGCACAUCCACCAGGGGGAGCUGGAGGAGCAGAGGCAGCAGCUGCUGAGGGAGAGGCAGUACGUGGAGGACCUCAAGAGGCUGCGUGCACAGAGGCACUUCCACUCUCAACCACCAGGGGGAGGCACACACACCUGACACACACACACACACACGGGCACCACCUCCAGUAGAUUAUGUUCCUGCCAGACCUGCAGAGGUAACAAGCACAAAUUGAUUAAGACACUGAGAAAGACUUCUUGUCAAAUCGUUUGUCAUUGAACCAACGAGCAGGAUCCCAGCCAACACCGAGGGAAUCUGAGAAAAUACGAGAUCAGCAUAAUAAUCCUGUCUGCAUGGGGUUUACCUCUGUGAAUGGGUCCUGUAUUUAUGUUGUUCUAUGAAAUGUAGAAAGCAUUUGUCUGUAUUCUAAAUAAAUACCUUCAU